This is a messenger RNA of Fusarium pseudograminearum CS3096, 891 nucleotides long. RefSeq lists its product as uncharacterized. The transcript has a single exon. Gene Ontology annotation, molecular function: RNA polymerase II cis-regulatory region sequence-specific DNA binding; DNA-binding transcription factor activity, RNA polymerase II-specific. The record is from RefSeq and is a predicted model, not a curated record. Gene Ontology annotation, cellular component: nucleus. Bases 1 to 891 code for a protein of 296 amino acids. Gene Ontology annotation, biological process: regulation of transcription by RNA polymerase II. NCBI's taxonomy places the organism in Eukaryota, Fungi, Ascomycota, Sordariomycetes, Hypocreales, Nectriaceae.
AUGACGAUGCACGCAAUCAACGCCGCUGGUCGAAGGAUCUCGCUCUUAAACGACGAAAGCGCCUCCCAACAACCCCAAUCGCAACAACAAAGAUCUCCCCUCAGCUUCCACUCCAGCUAUGCUUUCAACCAGUCUUACCCCACCACCACCAGCAGUUCUUCUUCACCCAACACCCCAGAACUCUUGCGCUCCGACUCCUACGACUCUCAAAUGAGUAAUGACCCCGUCUCUCCCAUGACUCCCAACGUGGAUUACUACCCUCGACAACAAGUUAUCUACACUAUUCCUCAAGACUACAACAUGGACGCUAAGCAUGUCGCCUACGCCGACAGUGCCCGUUCGGCCUCAUAUGAUGCUGAGAUGGUCAGCCAGCCCCGAUCCUCGCCUAUGCCCGAGCGCACCGGAAAGCGAUACCCCUGCCGGUAUCGCGACACUCACGGCUGCGAAAAAACCUUCACAACUUCUGGCCACGCCUCGCGUCACUCCAAAAUCCACACUGCUGAAAAGGCUGUUCAGUGCACCUUUGCGGGAUGCCAGAAGAAGUUCACCCGCGCCGAUAACAUGAAGCAGCACCUUGAAACACAUUUCAAGGACAAGAGCCGUUCUUCCGGCAGCCAGCGCAGUCACAGGACAUCACUCGCUGAUGCUCGCCGCAACUCUACAUCUGGUCGUCCUUCCGCGAGCCGCGUAUCCUCGUCUAGAAGUCGACGCGAUGCCGACCCCUACCCCCUUCCCACACCCCCGCUGGCCUCGCCCAGUAUCAGCAGCGGACCCUGGGACAUGAGUGGGCGCAACCUCCCUAUUCUUAACCGCCCUGUCACUGGCAGGACCCCUAGCGGUCUAGAUGCACUCGCGAUGGCUGUUGCAUGCCAGGAGGGCUCAGGUGUUUGA